CAGUGUUCACUCCAGACUAGUUCAAAAUAAUAAAGAUUGCAGGUUUUUUUAUAUCUCCGUCACAUUAUUUCAUUAAAACACCUAAAUGGCGCAAGAGCUAUGUACAAUAUAAAGUUCAGCCCCGGGGGUUCAGCCACUCUCCUCUCCACUGGGGAAACAACAGAGCCAUGUAGCCUCGUUUCUUUGUUGUCGUUCUCACUCUCUCCUCUUUGGCCUCGGUCCAGAAAAUUCAAAAUGUCGGAAUCGGCGUUGUACAUCUUUGGUCUCAUCGAUGGAGCCGCACUUCUUUUUCUUUCAGUUUAUUUUAUCAUUAACUUAUCGGAUCUAGAAUGCGACUACAUCAAUGCUACGACGUGCUGUAGAAGGCUUAACGUGUGGAUUCUUCCAGAAAUGGUCGCUCAUGGAGUUAUAACUGUGUUACUACUUGCUCAUUUCCAGUGGAUAUUUUUCCUGCUCAAUGCUCCCCUGCUAGGGUGGCUUGUUUAUAGGUAUGUCAAUAAACCAGCUGGAAAUCUUGGCUUGUAUGACCCUGCAGAGAUUCAUAACAGGCAUGAACUUAAGGCAUUUCUUAAAGAAGCUAUGAUCAAGCUUGGAUUUCAUCUUGUUUUCUUUUUCCUGUAUCUUUAUAGUAUGAUAGCUGCCCUUUUAGAUGAUAACAAAUCCAAGACGGCAACAAGCUGAAAGACCGACAGUUUAACUUAUAUGAGGACUGCUGCAUAUGGACUUGUUAAACUCCACUUAUCCAUGUGGUGGUCCUCAAAGAGCUUUUGAGAUUCAUUCACCCAGUGAACACAAUGCCUUGAUGCAAAAACAUUAUGGACGUCUUUGAACAGUCAAGUAGUGAGAACAGUUUAAUUUAUAAAAUUAAUGGCAUGUCACUGCUACAUCAAGUUGUUAUGAGUUUACAAGCUUGUACAGUUGAAAUAAUUUUUCUUGAUAAUUUGCAUUAUUUUUAUUUUGACAUAACUUAUUAAAUAAUAAAUCUUUUUAUUUGUGUUCACAAAGAGGAAAACAUUAGCUGAAGCAUAACAAUUGAAUUUUUAUUGGAAAGUUGAAUAUUGAUACAUUUUAAAUAUUCAGCCUGAUAACAGACAAGAAGGACCUCACACCAGGGUUUCCUACAAUAGUAUUAUUGACUGACAAAAAAAGACUGAAGAGAAAAAAGACAGAAGAACAGCAAAUAUCUUGCGUGAAUCAGAUUUGAUCCAAAGUGAAAUGAACAUGCACCUGCAGGCACUUGUCACAAUAAUAAUAUGAAGAUUAUGCACAUAUUUUUAGAUGAAAUAUUUACAAUUUGGUUGAAGUGGUAAGAGUAAUCUCACUGUGAAAAAUGUCCGCAAAACUUGCCAUGUAUGCAAAGAUAUCAUACCCCUACCUUCCCAAUAAAAUAUGGUCUUGAUUGCCUGAGACUUCUGGCAGGCUCCUCCCUCAUCUAAGUAUAUAAAGCUGUUUCGAGAAAGGAUGUCAAAAUAAAGCAUAAAAGUGCACAACA
Molecule: messenger RNA, 1492 nt
Organism: Orbicella faveolata
Lineage: Eukaryota; Metazoa; Cnidaria; Anthozoa; Scleractinia; Merulinidae
Product: protein cornichon homolog 4-like
Biological process (GO): vesicle-mediated transport
Source: RefSeq, a predicted model, not a curated record